Hyaloperonospora brassicae is the source of this 729-nucleotide messenger RNA. Lineage: Eukaryota; Oomycota; Peronosporomycetes; Peronosporales; Peronosporaceae. The record is from the annotation of a GenBank genome assembly.
AUGAACCUGCGCGGCCUCUCCGCCACUGUGACCUCGUGCGUCGGCGGCCCAGAGGCCAAGUUCGCCGUCCAAGUGCGGCCGCCCGCCCCCGCCCGCGUCUACUUUGUCUACAAGACCGUCCGCGAGUUCGACGCGCUCUGGAACGCGCUCAGAGCCCUCGCGCAGCCCGUCCCGCGCCCCUACAGACAGCCGCCGCAGCAGCAGCCGCAGCAGCAGCUGGUGGAUCGACCGCGCAGUGGAGUGGCCGCGUGGCUCGCGCAGGUCGUGGACCACUGUGCGUUCCGAGCGCUCCUCGCCGACCUCCGGACGCGCGCGAACGAUACGCGUCGGACGCUCAAUGUGCUGCUGCAGUUCCUCGUGGCGCGCGUGUCGGCGCUUCUGAUGGAGCAGCGGCCGCUGUGGUGCCCCAUUGGCCGCGCGCUCGUGCGCCUGUUGCGCGCGUUUCUGCGCGCGCCGGCGGGCGGGGCGUCGCCUGCGACCUGUGGCGCUCUUGAGCGCUCGAGCAGCGGCGCGACCGCUGGCGGGCGGAAGCGGUCGCUGGACGAGAUGCGGCCGGAAGACGGACAGGAGCAGCGGCGGAGUCUCUUUCCGACGCGCAGUGGCCGCACGGACGCAAAGAGUGCGAAGCUCUGUGGACGGAGGGAGUGGGUGCUGCCGUCUCGCGGGCCAAUGGGUCUCGUGGCGCCCGUGACGUCUCGACGGCGCGUGUUUGCAGAAGUCGAGUUCUGA